Messenger RNA from Maylandia zebra (zebra mbuna), 2641 nucleotides. Lineage: Eukaryota; Metazoa; Chordata; Actinopteri; Cichliformes; Cichlidae. The record is from RefSeq and is a predicted model, not a curated record.
ACAAUGAUUAACUAUGAAGUGACCGUGUUCACUGGCAAUCUGGCCUUGGCCUCCACUUUCAAUAACGUCUACAUUACACUGGUCGGGACAGAUGGAGAGAGCAAACGCAUUGAUCUCACAAGCUGGAAACCAUCUUUCUUCAGAGGGCAAGUAUCUCAUUUUAUUGUGUCCUGCCCCAAAUCCCUUGGAAAGCUGGUGAUGAUAAAGUUAGACAAACAGAAAAGGUUUCUCCAAGACUCUUGGUAUCCUGCCAAGGUGGAAGUGAAAUCCCCUACAAACAAAAUACCACUCCCCAUCUACCACUGGAUUACUGACAGUGAGGUCUAUUGCUUCAGAGAGGGGACAGCUCUCAGAAUCUUUGAUGACAGCAACAGUCAUCUUGGUGGGUGCAGUCGGCAGCAGGAACUUAAGCAGCGACAGAAAGUCUUUUGCUGGGAUGUAUAUGCACAGGUACCGCACUGCAUUAAGGGAAACAGCAUUCAGUCUCUGCCCUAUGAUGUCCAUUUUUCCUUGACCAAGACAGCAGAGAUGAAAUACACUGCAGUCACAGGACUGGUAGAGUUGGAACUGAUUGAAAUGGCUGAGUUAAAGAAAAACUGGACUCACAUAGAUGAUAUUAGUCAUCUUUUAUGCGCUCAUCGAACUCAAGUAACAGACUUUGUUCAUAAACAUUGGAAGGAAGACUCUUUAUUUGGCUAUCAGUUUCUCAAUGGUGUCAACCCCAUGUUGAUCCGAUGCUGUAAAGCACUCCCAAAGAACUUUCCUGUCACUGGUGACAUGGUCUCUCUCCAUGGUCGGGGAAGUCUGGCAGACGAAAUGAUGAAGGGCAACAUCUUCCUGUGUGACUACAAGCUUCUGGAUGGAGUGCAACCAAACACCAUCAACAAAAAGAAGCAGUAUCUGAUGGCUCCUCUUAUUCUGCUUCAGAAAACCCCUGAUAAUAAGCUGAUGCCAAUUGCUAUUCAGCUAAAGCAGAAACCAGCAAAGGACAACCCAAUCUUCCUUCCUACUGAUUCUGAGUAUGACUGGUUGAUGGCCAAAAUCUUUGUGAGAAGUGCAGAUUUCAACUUCUAUGAAGUCAGUGUUCACCUGCUACGCACACACCUGCUGGCUGAGGUUUUUACAGUCUCACUGCUGCGUAACCUGCCCAUGGUGCAUCCACUGUACAAGCUUCUGAUGCCUCACACUCGCUACACACUUCAGAUUAACGUCUUAGCUCGGCAACUUCUAAUAUCUAAGACGGGAGUUUUGACUCGGUAUGCAGCUUCUGGUGGAAAGGGUGUAAUCACAAUCCUGCAGAAAUCGUUAUCCUCCCUGACCUACAGCUCCCUCUGUAUCCCAGAUGAUAUUGCAGAACGUGGGCUGAAAGAUGUACCAAAUUUCUACUACAGGGAUGAUGGAUUGAAGCUUUGGGAAAUCAUCUUCAGGUUUGUGAAAGAAAUUCUCACCUCCUACUACAAGACUGAUGCUGAAGUCCAGAAAGACUCUGAACUGCAGAAGUGGAUUCAGGACAUUUAUGAACAUGGAUUCCUUUCACAAGCAAGCACAGGAAUUCCACAGAAAUUCAGCACUGUGGAUGAGAUGGUCAAGUUCGUCACCAUGGUGAUCUUCACUUGCUCUGCCCAGCACUCAGCUGUCAACUCUGGGCAGUACGACUUUGGGGCCUGGAUGCCCAAUAGUCCUGUCACCUUGCAGCUUCCCCCACCAACUAAAAAGGGGAAAGCAAGUGAAAAAAGCAUGAUAGAUACAUUCCCCAAUAUUCAAACAACAGUUCAUGGCAUGGCCGUCAUGUGGCUACUCAGCAAGCAGUCCUCUGACUCUAUCUUUCUUGGCCAGUACCCAGAGGAGCAUUUCACUGAGGAGGUUCCCUGCCAAAAAAUAAAGGAUUUCCAAGUAGAGCUCAAAAGGCUGAGUGCAGAGAUCAAAGCCAGAAACUCAGUGUUGGACCUGCCAUACACAUACUUGGAUCCUGACGUGACUGAAAACAGUGUGUCCAUUUGAAUAUUAGAAGGCAGCUUCUCUUCCUUUAGUUCAGUAACAAAAACAGAAAAGAAAGUGAAGUUUGAGCUCUGCCUGAAACUCAUUCUAUUGAUUUAACUUUAGUUUACCAGCAAUUUCUAAAAUAUUCUUCUGAGUUAAUACAAUGACCAGGUUUUAUGUUUCAGGUUUUAUGUUUCAUAAUUAGAAAAUAUAUCAGUGGAAAGAGUGUUUCUGAUUUAUAAUGAUUUCUACUUUUUUAAUCAUAAUUUUAAAGCUGUUUCUCUCUUUGAUAAUGAAAAGGUAAAUACGUAGAUAGAAAGCUGCUAGGGUGAGAAGGGUUUUAAGAAAUAAGGUCUCCUUUGCACUUCUCUGGUUUUUAAUUCUCAAUUUUGUUUCAAUACAAGCUUUAUAUAAUCAAUAUUUUUGUCUUAUUGCAGUGUAUUGCAUGAAUCCAUAAAAAGUGUACCUACUUUGAAAUAGGAAAAUUAAUAGCUAUCUAUAUCAUUUUUAGAGAUCAUAGAGAUUUAACACAGAUAUAGACAGACAUGAAUGCAUAACUUUAUGAUGUUUCAUUUAAAAUUCUUAGAAAUUUCUGCCUGUGAAUACAUGAUUUAAAGGGUGAAGAAGGAGCUUACUAUGUUAUUUUUCUGUGUGAACUAUA